Messenger RNA from Ilex paraguariensis (yerba mate), 389 nucleotides. The record is from the annotation of a GenBank genome assembly. NCBI's taxonomy places the organism in Eukaryota, Viridiplantae, Streptophyta, Magnoliopsida, Aquifoliales, Aquifoliaceae.
GCCUCGAGAUUCUGGCAUUCCCAUGCAAUCAAUUUGGCUCGCAGGAACCUGGAAGUAAUGAAGAGAUUCAACAGUUCGCCUGCACUCGCUUUAGGCUGAAUAUCCCAUAUUUGAUAAGAAGACCGAGUAAAGCUUUCAGCUUUGUUACUACAGACCUUGUUCUUCUUGACUUUGUGCUUUGGGUCCAGAUUGACGUCAAUGGUUCAAAUGCUGCUCCAUUAUACAAGUUCCUGAAGUCGAGCAAAGGAGGAAUUUUUGGAGACGGUAUCAAAUGGAACUUCUCCAAAUUCCUGGUUGAUAAAGAGGGGAAUGUUGUCGAUCGCUAUGCUCCCACUACUUCUCCUCUUGGCGUCGAGAAGGAUAUAAAGAAACUGCUGGGAAUUGCUUAG